AAACUCACACCACAAACGGCUAGCUACAAAAGGAAUUCCGCUUCAACCUUCAAUCGAUGGAAGAAUUGAAGCACUCUGAUGGCUUUGAGGAGCGCAAUUUCUUUGGGGAGACAAGCGAGAGCCCCCUCCCCGUUUUCACGUCUUCUUUGCAUCCGAUCGGCACGUUAUGUGUCUGGUUCAAGCCAUUUUCAUCAAUCACCCUCUCUUCGUCGAUUCCUGCCUGGGGCGAAAAUUUCAGUUAGGGCGAUAAAUGAAGCAGCUACGGAGCCAAAGAAAGAAAUUCAGGCGCCACCGCCGGAAAGUUGGGAGAUUAAGAUGUUAUAUGAUGGAGACUGUCCAUUAUGUAUGCGUGAGGUUAAUAUGCUGAGGGAGAGGAACCAAAGAUAUGGAACUAUCAAAUUUGUAGACAUCAGUUCGGAUUCAUAUAGUCCUGAUGAUAAUCAAGGCCUUGAUUACGAAACCGUAAUGGGUCGAAUUCAUGCAGUUCUAUCAGACGGGACUGUUGUUACAGAUGUUGAGGCAUUUAGAAAACUUUAUGAAGCAGUUGGCUUGGGAUGGGUGUAUGCUGUAACCAAAUAUGAGCCUAUUGCGAGUAUUGCUGAUUCCAUUUAUGGUGUAUGGGCUAAAUACCGUCUUCAAGUUACGGGACGACCACCUCUGGAACAAGUUUUGGAGAUGCGCAAGCAAAAGAAAGAGAUGUGCAAAGAAAGCAGUGAUUGUAAAGUAUAGAAACAUUUGAAAAGAACAAGAAUUGUUGAGCAUAAAUAGCUUCAACAAUGUAAGUACCAUAAUGCUCUCUGUAGUUUAGUUAUUAUUCUGAGUUUUGCUGCAUCAAAGUCUUCCUUUUUAUACUUAUUAUUGUUCAUGAAAGUUGUGCUCAUUGCCAUGGCAAAAUUUUAGAUCAAUCAUGUCAAAAGUGUAAUAAGAAAGAAUUCGAGCUUUCAACCUAAAACUAAAAUCAGUGGAGAGACCUUUCCGCA
Andrographis paniculata is the source of this 980-nucleotide messenger RNA. RefSeq lists its product as uncharacterized. Lineage: Eukaryota; Viridiplantae; Streptophyta; Magnoliopsida; Lamiales; Acanthaceae. The record is from RefSeq and is a predicted model, not a curated record. Gene Ontology annotation, molecular function: protein-disulfide reductase activity. Bases 79 to 729 code for a protein of 216 amino acids. The transcript is spliced from 8 exons.